AUGAGACAAGACGAGAUUUGCAAUAAUCCAACGGUUGAUGAAGGGGUGCUUGAGAAGAGCCAAUUCAAAGAUGCCGAUCGAGCACUUCACUUUCUUCGACACAAUGAAACGGGCGAGGAGAUGGCCAUCGUGGAUGAGAAGGCGCUUGUCAAGCGAAUUGAUUUUAUGAUCGUACCAAUGAUGUUUGCGUGUUACUUUCUCCAGUACUUGGACAAGAGUCUCCUCAACUACGCCGCUGUAAUGGGAAUAUUUGAAGAUGCGAGCCUUACUACGCAAGAAUAUGGUACUCUUUCGUGGCUCUUCUACCUCGGCUUCCUAGUCUUCGAGAUGCCGCACGCCUACUUCAUGCAGCGCCUGCCUGUAGGGAAGUAUCUCGGAACCAUGGUUUGUCUCUGGGGUGCUGUUGUUGCGUGCACUGCUGCAUGUAACAACUACGCAUCCCUAGCCGCCCUCCGUCUUCUUCUCGGAAUUUUCGAAUCUGCUGUUAGCCCAGCUCUCAUUCUCGUGACCUCGAUGUGGUAUAAGCGCCACGAGCAACCGAAGCGCAUCGGCUUCUGGUAUAUUGGCGUUGGCUGUGCGGUUAUGACCGGUUCGUUGAUGUCUUACGGUUUCCAGCACUACACCGGCGAUCGAUUCAACAAUUGGCAGAUCAUGUUUCUAUGCAUCGGCGCUCUAACCGUCUCUACGGGAAUCCUAGUUUUUCUCUUCCUCCCAGACAAUCCAAUGUCUUCACGACUAUCGCAUGCGGAGAAAGUCAUGGCUAUUGAGCGGUUACGAGUGAACAACACGGGCAUCGAAAACAAGCACUUCAAGCCGUAUCAAUUCUUCGAGGCGCUUCGUGACCCGCAGGUUUGGCUUCUCGCGUACAUCACAACGGGUGCAAGCAUUCCAAACGGUGCUGUUGGAUCCUUUCAAAGCGUAUUAAUCCGCAGCUUUGGUUUCUCGAACAAAGAAACUGCCCUAAUCCAGAUUCCGGGUGGAUUCAUCGCAGUCGUGAGUGUUAUCUUGGGGACCCAAAUUGCAGCGAGAUACAAUUGCCGUGGCCUUAUGCAGAUCGUAUGGACGGCGCUGGGGGGUAUUUUGGGCGGCAGUCUUAUCGCCUUCCUCCCGACUGAAAACAAAACCGGAAGGCUAGUUGGGAACUACUUUACACAUCUUACAGGCGCCUUUCUUCCGUUAUCUUACUCUUUUGCAGCUUCCAACUUUGCCGGCCACACCAAGAAAGUCACCAUGAACGCCAUUCUUCUAAUGUCCUUCUGCUUAGGCAAUAUCCUUGGUCCACUAACUUUCCGCAACGAUGACGCACCCGAGUUCGUCCCCGCUAAAGUUACUAUUGUCGCGGUAGAUUCUUCGGUCGUACUUGCAAUUGCGGCCUUACUUCUCUACUACCGAAGGGAGAAUAACCGGCGUGAUACAGCGGAUAUCGUACAUCAACAAGAUAUCGAAUUCAGCGAUAUGACGGACAAAGAGAACAAGGAGUUGAGGUAUAAAUUCUAA
Lindgomyces ingoldianus is the source of this 1497-nucleotide messenger RNA. RefSeq names its product MFS general substrate transporter. Bases 1 to 1497 code for a protein of 498 amino acids. NCBI's taxonomy places the organism in Eukaryota, Fungi, Ascomycota, Dothideomycetes, Pleosporales, Lindgomycetaceae. Gene Ontology annotation, molecular function: transmembrane transporter activity. The record is from RefSeq and is a predicted model, not a curated record. The transcript is spliced from 3 exons. Gene Ontology annotation, biological process: transmembrane transport. Gene Ontology annotation, cellular component: membrane.